This is a messenger RNA of Alternaria alternata, 1160 nucleotides long. Its product is annotated as alpha/beta-hydrolase. The transcript is spliced from 2 exons. NCBI's taxonomy places the organism in Eukaryota, Fungi, Ascomycota, Dothideomycetes, Pleosporales, Pleosporaceae. Bases 360 to 1109 code for a protein of 249 amino acids. The record is from RefSeq and is a predicted model, not a curated record.
ACGAUCAGCGUCCACAGAGCUCGCGAAUGUUAACUACCUAGGUAACUGUAUUUGUACACGGAAAGUACACAUCUGGCUAUAGUCUACGCCUCUGACAGUAAUUUGUGGCAGCAAAGAAAGAGCAUGUUCAAUUAGAAAUGAGCGAGAGAUGGGUCAUUUAUUCUUAGCACUUCGCAAAGGCCCGUUAGUCAAGCACUACUCUCUGCUCGUGCGUCUAUACUACCUAGGUAGGCCUAGUUGAAUUACGUAAAGCGCAGAGGGUAGGGUGUCUCGUAGACUAAGCUUAUCUAACGCAGUUCAGCAGUAUCACGACUCUUCGAGCAAUUCAUACCCGUUUGUCAUCAGACGACACCUUCAGCAUGUCCAAACCUCAGCUUGUUUUUGUUCCCGGAUCAGCGCAUGUCCCUGCGCACAUGGCUCCGUUGAUGGAGAAAUUGAAUUCCUUCGGUUACACAACUCAUUGCCGCCAGAUGCCUUCCGUCGACAACCCCAGUCCCCCUGAAGAUCUCUCUCAAGAUAUCACAGCUCUACGUUCACUAGUUGAAGAAGCUAUUGGAGACGGUAACGAUGUUAUCGUGAUACCCCAUAGCUGGGCUGGCCUCGUUGCCGGCUCUGGGUUAGUCGGGAUGAGCAAGAAGGAAAGGGAAGCGGUAGGCAAAAGAGGCGGUGUCGUAAGGACUGGCUAUAUCACCAGUUUUCUCUUACCCGAAGGAGUCGGUAUCUCGGAUGUAGGCCGGGGCCAAGGCCAGCCUCCGGACUGGAUCAAACUUGAGGGGAAUCAGUUGAUCUAUACUGACCCCGACGUCUUCUACAAAGAUCUCCCCGAAAACGAAUCUAAGCACUGGUUCUCGCUUGUCAAGACUCAUGGAGUUGGGUCUGCCGCGGCCAAGGCGACGGGUACAGCGUGGAAAGUCAUCCCAACAAGCUACCUACUUUGUGAAGAAGAUCUCGCCAUUGCUCCGGAGACACAGGAGGGGAUGAUCCAGAUUGCCAAGGCCGCUGGCGCUGACAUCGAUGUGACCAGGAUCAAGUCCAGUCACAGUCCUUUCCUUAGCAAGAUAGACGAGACUGCUCAAUGGGUUCGCCGUGUCGCGGGCGAGAAAGUGUAGAAAGGUCAAUGUUUAUUAGUCAACAAUUCCGGGAACUAGCUAGAAGAAGAA